Cheilinus undulatus (humphead wrasse) is the source of this 2397-nucleotide messenger RNA. It is a transcript of the gene pgm5, whose product is annotated as phosphoglucomutase 5. The record is from RefSeq and is a predicted model, not a curated record. NCBI's taxonomy places the organism in Eukaryota, Metazoa, Chordata, Actinopteri, Labriformes, Labridae. Gene Ontology annotation, biological process: carbohydrate metabolic process; striated muscle tissue development; myofibril assembly. Gene Ontology annotation, molecular function: phosphoglucomutase activity; magnesium ion binding. Gene Ontology annotation, cellular component: cell-substrate junction; adherens junction; cytosol. Bases 214 to 1917 code for a protein of 567 amino acids. The transcript has 12 exons.
UCAAAGGUCUAUUUUAAGGCCUGAGGCUCAGCUGAUUGUGGGCCUUAAAGAUUUUGACCCUCCCCAUGCCUGUGUUUUUUCUUGUAGUCAGUUGUUCAGGCUUAUUAGGAAAAGAGGGAGCAGUGGAGCAGCAGAGGAGAGUUCUGCUGAGUGUUGGAGGAUGCAGAGCUGUAAACUCUGACAGAAGCUGCCGAGGUAGUUUUCUACGGGAGGAUGGAGACGAGCCCCAUCCCGGUGGUGACGGUCCAAACGGCCCCCUUCGAGGACCAGAGGCCCGGUACUAACGGGCUGCGUAGGAAGACUGCAGUGUUCGAAGGGAAGAAGAACUACCUGCAGAACUACAUCCAGAGCCUGCUGUCCUCCAUCGACCUGCGGGACAGAAACGGCUGCACCAUGGUGGUGGGCAGCGACGGGCGCUACUUCAGCAGAGCUGCCACCGAAGUGAUCGUGCAGAUGGCGGCUGCUAAUGGGAUUGGUCGUUUGGUGAUCGGCCACAACGGCCUCCUGUCCACCCCCGCGGUCUCCUGUAUCAUCAGGAAGAUCAAGGCCAUCGGUGGGAUCAUCCUCACAGCCAGUCACAACCCUGGAGGUCCCGGUGGAGACUUUGGGAUCAAGUUCAAUGUGGCAAAUGGAGGACCGUCUUCAGACACAGUUAUGGAGAGAAUUUCCCAGGUUAGCCGGACACUCGAGGAGUAUGCCAUCUGCCCCGACCUCCGCAUUGACCUGUCCAGGCUGGGAAGACAAGAAUUUGACCUGGAGAACAAGUUCAAACCUUUCAGAGUGGAGAUUGUCGACUCAGUUGAUGUGUAUCUGCAAAUGCUGCGAAACAUCUUUGACUUCAGUGCCAUUAAAAGUCUCCUCACAGGGCCAGGUCAGCUUAAGAUCCACAUAGAUGCCAUGAACGGAGUGAUGGGCCCCUAUGUGCGCAAGAUCCUCUGUGAUGAAUUGGGAGCUCCUGCUAACUCUGCUGUCAACUGCGUGCCUCUGGAGGACUUUGGGGGCCGACCUCCAGAGCCCAACCUGACCUAUGCCACAUCUUUGGUGGAUGCUAUGAAAGGAGGGGACUUUGGCUUUGGAGCUGCUUUUGAUGCAGAUGGGGACCGGUACAUGAUCCUUGGAGAAAAUGGCUUCUUUGUGAACCCAUCAGACUCGGUGGCCGUCAUGGCUGCCAACCUCUCCACCAUCCCUUAUUUCAGACAGAUGGGAGUGAGGGGCUUCGCCAGGAGUAUGGCGACCAGCACCGCACUAGACAGGGUAGCCAAAGCUAUGAAACUGGCGCUGUAUGAGACUCCCACAGGCUGGAGGUACUUUGGGAACCUGAUGGAUUCUGGCCGUUGUUCCCUUUGUGGAGAGGAGAGCUUUGGAACAGGUUCAGACCACAUCCGUGAAAAGGAUGGUUUGUGGUCAGUGUUGAUGUGGUUGUCCAUCAUGGCCGCCAGGAAACAGGGUGUGCAGCAGAUCGUCAGAGAACACUGGGCCAAGUUUGGGCGAAACUAUUUCUGCAGAUUUGACUAUGAAGGCCUGGACCCACGCGCAGCCUUUUACCUGAUGAGGGAUCUGGAGGGAGUGAUCUCAGACAAAGCAUUCACCAGCCAGAAGUUUGCUGUAGGAGACCACAUAUACAGUGUGGAGCGAGCUGACAACUUUGAGUACAUCGACCCUGUGGAUGGAUCUGUGGCUCGAAACCAGGGUUUGAGGAUCGUCUUUAAUGACGCUUCACGCCUGGUGUUUCGGAUGAGUGGGAGUGGCGGAGGGAUGGGAGCCAUCAUCCGCAUUUAUGCCGAAAGCUUCGAGAGAGACCCGGAGAGGCACAACAGAGAGACACAGGUGGUGCUGGGUCCUCUCAUCGCCAUCGCCCUGAAGAUUUCCAACAUCCACGAGAGGACAGGACGCCGCGGCCCCAAUGUCAUCACAUGAGCAGCUGCAACAAACUCACAUGCGAGCACACAAAAACGCACGACUUCUACCUGCUCACACUGAGAAAAAAAAAAAAAAACACACCUUCAAAUACUUUCUCCUCCACCUAUUUGCCAUUUUUAAACCCUGAUUCUGUAGCUUUAUUCUCAUUCUUACAUUCAUCCUGAUGACUGAACAGACGGUGCUUACUGCUGGAGUUUAUGCGAUGCACUUUGCUAAAAUUUGUUUAAUGACCACUAUCACUGAAAACUUUGGUGUCCAAAGCAGGGGAGCUGUUUAAUUGUUACCAUGAAUAAAGAAUAAAGCAAAUAUGUAAACAGCAAGCACAUGAAAAUGCAGACUAAGUGUUUAUGUUUGUGACUAAGAGAGCCUGUAAGUUUUUAUUAUAAUGCUUUAACAUUUAUAUCUCAUAUUAUUGUUUUUUAAGCCUUUUCAUUUACUGUUGUCCAAGUGUAAAAUAAAACAGGCUUUGCAUCACAA